GUGGUUACAGGACAGUUCUUGAAUCUGAUUGGCUGCUGGGCUCAAGGAGUUUUUAAAUCUUAGCAGCAGACGGGGCUGUCAAAACAGCUGAGAGGAAUAGAGCGUGAGUGUCUGUUAGGCUGAAGCCAUGAGGACGAGUGAGUUUGACUCCUCAUCUGAAGAGGAGGUCGAAGAGGAGCAGCUGACGCCCUUCCACAUCUCCUGGUUACCUCUGUCCAUAGUGGAAUGCUCGCAGUUUCUCGGGAUAUGUGCACUACCGGGCUGCAAAUACAAAGAUAUCCGCAGGAGUCUGGAAAAAGAUGUUGAUGAGCUCCAGAACCAGGGGGUGCAGGAAGUGUUUGUGUUCUGCACCAGAGGAGAGCUUAACAAGUACAGGGUUCCCUCCCUGCUGGAGGUCUACCGGCAGCGAGGCUUUACAGUUCACCAUACGCCCUUCCCAGAUGGAGACGUUCCUGAGCUGGAGCAGUGCUGCCACAUACUCAAGAAGCUGCAGGUCAGCCUCGAGAACAACAGGAGGACUGUGAUCCACUGUUACGGAGGCCUGGGACGCUCUGGAUUAGUCGCUGCUUGUCUGCUGCUUCAGCUCUCUCUAACAAUGACGGCAAACAAAGCCAUCGAAAUCCUCAGGGAGCACCGAGGAGGAGGAGCGAUACAAACCGUGAAGCAAUACAACUUCCUCCAUGAGUUUCGGGAAAGGUACAAGGCCUACCAAGACAGCGGAGAGGUUUGCACAGAGCGCUCACUGUCCCGGUGAUCACUACUCUUCAUAUCAAUGAGCCGUACAAAUAUUGAUCUCUUCAAACUCUCUUUUGUCAGCGACUUUUUUCCUGAUUGUGUGAUAGAAUUGUAUUCGCUGAUGAUUGCACUUUAACAAAAUACUCUUUAAUAUAUUGCUUGUUUCAUCAUAAUCAAAGAUUUCAUAAGGAAAUCCUGCUGGGAUGUAAAGUUUAAAAUGUGCACAUUUUUGUUAUAAAUGGUGAGGAUGUUAACUGACAAAAGGUCUCCAGCUGUAUCUAUACUCAAUAUUGAAUAGUAUACUUAAAGAGAAGGAUAACUUAAACUGGAUGGGGGCUUUGCAGAUGUCAGUUUUAUAGAAACACAUCCAAUGAGCUGCAUUUUUUUUUUUUUCUAAAUCUGUAGUACUGCAAACCAUAUUUUUAUUAGCCAUACUACUGGCAUGACUAAUACAAACGUUUUUCUUUGCCCCAUUAUGUACUCAUUUUCUUCAAAGGUAUUGAAUUAAAAGAAAAUUCCAGUCCAUAACAGUAGGAUAGUUUUAUUUAGUUUGAAUUAAACUUGAGUUGUCAUUUCCUAGAUGUGACAUGAUGGGAUCUUAUACAUAAAAAUGUUAAUGUCAUCUGUGGCCAUCCCUUUCCCUGAUAAAUGUACACAUUUGAAAAUGGCAAUAAAUACUCUUAGUAUUUAUGAAAA
Molecule: messenger RNA, 1431 nt
Organism: Perca fluviatilis (European perch)
Lineage: Eukaryota; Metazoa; Chordata; Actinopteri; Perciformes; Percidae
Gene: cdkn3
Product: cyclin-dependent kinase inhibitor 3
Exons: 8
Coding region: 128-754 (208 amino acids)
Biological process (GO): protein dephosphorylation
Cellular component (GO): nucleus
Molecular function (GO): protein tyrosine phosphatase activity
Source: RefSeq, a predicted model, not a curated record